CUCAAGUUGUGUUCCUGCUGCACAAGAGCGUCUGUACUUCUGCUUGUGAUGGUCAGCGGCUGAUUGUUUUCUCAAAGCUCUGCUAAUGUCUGCAUUGGUGUUUUAGCUGCAGUAUGGCAGAGGAGCGAGUAAAGGACUCUCUCUCAGAGAAACACAGUGUGAGAUCAGGAUCAUGUGUGUCCAGCUCUGUGUCUCUGAAGAGUGACUGGUCUAAAGGUGGUUAUCUACCAAAGUUCAGAGAGAAAACACCAUCAUCUGCUCAAAGGGUGAGAUCAGGAUCAUGUGUGUCCAGCUCUGUGUCUCUGAAGAGUGACCAGUCUAAAGAGUUGAAUCCAUCGAAGUUCAGAGAGAGAACACCAUCAUCUGCCCAAAGUGUUGAAUAUGAGUUAUCAGAUUCAGGAAACGAGACUCACAGGAGGCACAAGAGCUUCACAGACAAUCUCCAGUGGAUCUUCCAGAAUCUUGAGAGCAAAAUGAUCAGAUUUCUGAAGAAUGAACUGGAGAAAUUUAAGAAAAUCUUACAUGAAGAAAACAGUCAAGAGUUUGUAAAGGACUUUAAUGAGAACAGAAGCAGAAUCACAGAAGCAGCUCUUGAUCUCACACUUUUCUUCCUGAGAGAGAUGAAGCAAGAUCAAGUUGCUGAUACUCUCGAGGGCGAGCUGUUCUUAAUCAAUCAGCUUAAAUGUAGCCUGAAGAAGAAAUAUCAAAGUGUGUUUGAAGGAAUUGCUCAGCAAGGAGACUCCAUACUUCUGAAUAACAUCUACACAGAUCUCUAUAUCACUCAGGGUGAGAGUGAACAGGUCAACACUGAACAUGAGAUCAGACAGGUUGAAGCUGCUUCCAGACGUCAUCAGUCACUAGAGAUACAGGUUGAAUGCAAACAUUUGUUUGAAGCACCUGAACAAGACGAGCAGAUCAGAACUGUCCUGACAAAAGGAGUUGCUGGCAUCGGGAAAUCAGUCUCUGUGCAAAAGUUUGUUCUGGAUUGGGCUGAAGGAAAAGAAAAUCAAGACAUCAGCUUCAUAUUUCCUCUUCCAUUUAGAGAGAUGAACUUAAUGGAGAAGAAAAAACAAAGUUUAAAAGACCUCAUAACUCAGUUUUUCCCAGAGACUAAAGGACUGAACCUUACAAGAAGCACACGAUUCAAAGUCCUUUUCAUCCUUGAUGGAUUGGAUGAAUGUCGUCUUCCUCUGAACUUUGCUGGUAAUGAGACGUGUCGUGAUGUAUCUUCAGCAGUCUCUCUGGAUGUUCUCCUGACGAACCUCAUCAAGGGAAAUCUGCUUCCUUCUGCUCUCAUCUGGAUAACCAGCAGACCAGCAGCUGCCAGUAAGAUUCCUGCUGACUGUAUCGACCGGUUGACAGAGAUACGAGGAUUCAGUGAUGCCCAAAAGGAUGAGUACUUCAGAAAGAGACUCACAGAUCAGAAUCAGGCCAGAGAAAUCAUUGAUCACAUUAAACAGUCAAAGAGCCUCUUUAUUAUGUGCCACAUCCCAGUCUUCUGCUGGAUUUCAGCCACUGUUCUCCAGAAUAUUUUGAAGGAGAACAGAAAUACUGAACUGAAACACAGGGCUAAUUCUGAAACACUGCAGGAAUCUCCCAAGACUCUGACACAGAUGUACACACACUUUCUCCGCUUUCAGAUCCAGCAGAGCAGAAGAAAGUAUGAUGAAGAAAACACACCAGAUGUCUCCUGGGAUCCAAACGUCAUCCUUUCACUGGGGAAACUGGCCUUCCAGCAGCUGGAAAGAAACAAUGUGAUCUUCUAUGAGAGCGAUCUGAAAGACUGUGACAUUGACGAUAAGGCAUCGGUGUACUCAGGCAUGUGUACCCAGAUCUUUAAGGAGGAGACAGGAAUCAUUCUUGGUACCAUGUACUGCUUUCUUCACUUGAGCAUUCAGGAGUUCAUUGCAGCCCUUUAUCAGCAUCUGUUUCUAGACAUCAACAAGAAGCAUGGAUGUUUUUUUAUACACAUAAGCAAAACUAAAUGUAUGAUUGAUUUGCUGAAGACUGCAGUGGACAAGGCUCUGGAAAGUGAGAAUGGACAUCUGGACCUUUACCUUCGCUUCCUUCUCGGUCUGUCACUCCAGUCCAAUCGACAACUCUUACGCGGCCUAUUGACACAGGAGGAUGACAGUGACCAGAGCAAAGAGGAAAUAAUUGCAUACAUCAAGAAGAAACUUAAAGGCAAUCUGUCUCCAGAGAGAUCCAUCAAUCUGUUUUACUGUCUGAAUGAACUGAAUGAUCAAACUCUGCUGAAACAGAUUCAGUCUCACCUUAGUAGAGGAAGUCUGUCGUCUGCUUGCCUUUCACCUGCACAGUGGUCUGCUGUGGUCUUUGUGUUGUUGACCUCAGAGGAGGAGCUGGAGGAGUUUGAGCUUCAGAAAUUCCAGAGAUCAGACGAGUGUCUCAUCAGACUAUCAGCAGUCAUCAAAUCCUCCAAAAGAGCUCAGCUACAGGGCUGUUAUCUCACUGUUCAGUGCUGUGAGAGUUUGUCUUCAGCUCUACAAUCCUCAAACUGUGUCCUGAGAGAGCUGGACCUGAGUAACAAUGACCUGCAGGAUUCAGGAGUGAAGCUUCUCUCUGAUGGACUAAAGAGUCAACACUGUAAACUGGAGACACUGAGAUUGUCUGGCUGUAUGGUGACAGAGGAAGGCUGUGGUUUUCUGUCUUCAGCUCUGACUUCAAACCCUUCACACCUGAGAGAGCUGGAUCUGAGCUACAAUCAUCCAGGAGAUUCAGGAGUCAAGCUGCUCUCUGAACAACUGGAAGAUCCAAACUACACACUGGACAAACUCAAUCUGGAUCAUGGAGGAGACGCGAGGAUUACAGCAGGACCAUGCAAAUAUGUCUGUUUCCUCACACUGGAUCCAAACACAGCACACACUCGUCUCAUUCUGUCUGAGGAGAACAGAGAGGUGGAGUGUGUGUGGAAGAAUCAGCCGUAUCCUGAUCAUCCAGACAGAUUUGAUUAUCAUCCUCAGGUGUUGUGCAGAGAGAGUGUGUGUGGACGCUGUUACUGGGAGACUGACUGGAGUGAAGAUGGUGCUGUGGAUAUAUCAGUGUCAUAUAAGAGCACUAGGAGGAAGGGACGAGGUGUUGAGUGUGUGUUUGGAUAUAAUGCUCAGUCCUGGAGUUUGAGCUGCUUUUCCUCCAGUUUCUCAUUCAGACACAAUAACACACACACUUGUCUCCCAGUGAAGCCGCUCAGCAGGAGAAUAGGAGUGUUUGUGGAUCACAGUGCAGGAACUCUGAUCUUCUACAACAUCUAUAGAGACACAAUGAGCCUCAUCCACUCAGUCCAGACCACAUUCACUGAGCCGCUCUGGCCUGGGUUUGGGCUUUAUUAUUCUGGAUCAUCAGUGAAACUGAGCUGAAGACUGACGAGAGAUUUACCCACAAUCCUCUGCAGGAGCAGUCAGUGUGUGUGUGUGUGUGUGUGUAUGAGAGAGAGACUGUGUGUGUGUGUGUGCGUGUGCGUGUGCGUGUGUGUGUGUGUGUAUAUGUUAGAUACAUCUUAAUACAACACCUGUGUCAUACAACACACAUGGUCACCAUAUUGUUGUCGGUUGUAUCUCUGGAUCUCUUCAAGCAAGCGUUUCUGUUCUUGAGCAGUCUUUUGACUAAUCAUCUGACCUCUUUUGUUCAGAUCUGUAAUAUGAGAAAAAAGCAAUGAUAUUACAAAAGUGUUGCAUGGAAUUUAACAAGAUGAAUCAGUGUAACACCAAUCUGCAUCAUUUACUAAUACGUACAUUCUACCUUUAAAUGGUAGUGUUUUUUUUCUGACAAAUGCUCACAAAGAGUGAUUCGAUGGACAGCUGCAAGCCAAGAGCAGCAACAGGACUGGCUGCAGCAUUUCCUAAAGUAAAGUAAAGGUUAAAAAAGCACUCAAGUUCUGUUUAUUGCACACAGUGCAGCAACAACAGACAAACUUCAGGACAAUAAAGGACCGGACAACAAAAGACAUACUAAUAUGAAUAUAUCGUGUAUCAACUUCCUUCAUGAUAAAUUUUCUGGAGCAGUGAAAUUAAUUCAUUUAUUCUGCAUAGUAGUUUACUAUUAUCUUUCGUGUCUUAUAUUGUAUCAUUUGCAUAAUUGUAUAGUAUAUCUGUGUUACUUCCAGCCACCUUCCUCUUUCUUUUCCCAUUCCAGUGUGGAGUGCUUCCGCUUUACCAGUUUAUUUGUUUUCCAUAUAG
Messenger RNA from Danio aesculapii, 4193 nucleotides. Its product is annotated as NLR family CARD domain-containing protein 3-like. Gene Ontology annotation, molecular function: protein binding. The record is from RefSeq and is a predicted model, not a curated record. NCBI's taxonomy places the organism in Eukaryota, Metazoa, Chordata, Actinopteri, Cypriniformes, Danionidae. The coding region runs from base 114 to 3374 and encodes 1086 amino acids. The transcript has 11 exons.